This is a messenger RNA of Argentina anserina (silverweed cinquefoil), 921 nucleotides long. Its product is annotated as protein CHUP1, chloroplastic-like. Gene Ontology annotation, biological process: chloroplast organization. The record is from RefSeq and is a predicted model, not a curated record. The coding region runs from base 1 to 921 and encodes 306 amino acids. Gene Ontology annotation, cellular component: chloroplast outer membrane. Lineage: Eukaryota; Viridiplantae; Streptophyta; Magnoliopsida; Rosales; Rosaceae. The transcript is spliced from 2 exons.
AUGGUGAUGCAGCUCAAGUCUUGGUCUCACCGGUGGAGUGUUUUGGGCGACUGUGAAUCGCGCGGUUUCGGUGAGAGGGAGAGGAUGAGCUUAAGACAAGAAAAUGACGAUUUGACAAAGGAAAUUGAGCAACUUCGUGUUGAUCGAAGUUCUGAUGUUGAAGAAUUAGUUUACCUCAAGUGGAUAAAUGCUUGCUUACGUUAUGAGUUGCGGAAUUAUCAGCCUCCAACUGGUAAAACUGUGGCAAGGGACUUGAGUAAAUCACUAAGCCAUGAAUCUGAAGAAAAAGCCAAGCAGCUAAUACUUGAAUAUGCAAACACUGAAGGGACAGGGGAUAAGGGCAGUCAUAUUGAUUUCGAAUCUGAUAGAUGGACAUCCCCUACUUCCCUUCUUACUGACUCGGGAGAGUAUGAUGACUUUUCCGCUGAUAAUUCAUCUGCUACAAAAACCCAUACCUCGAGUAAGCAUAAGUUGUUCAACAAGCUUAGGAGGAUUAUACGAGGUAAAGACACCCACAAUGAUCACAACCUUUCAGAAGAUAACUAUUCUGCAUAUGGCAGUUCAAGUAAAUCAGUGGCUGCUUAUGGUGGAAAUGAGGGUCAGGGCAACAUAUUCUCAUCUCAUAAUUCUUCUCGUGCUUCAUUAGAUCUUCCCAGAUGGAAGAGUCCAAAGGAACAUGAUUCUAAGGAUACACACAGUGUUCAUAGACAUAGUGAUGUGGGAGUCUUCCCAGGGUACAAGAGAUUUAUCCUAGAUGGGGAAGUUUCUAGUGAUUCCCCUCCAAAAGAUCGAUCUGAUCAUGACUCGGACUCUGCAGAAAAAUCUGAGUUGGCGAAAUAUGCAGAAGUUUUGAAGACCUCUCGCACUGGUACACCAGCUCUCAAACUCAAUGUACAUAGAAAAUCAUCAUCAGCAUCUUAG